AUGGAGCAGGAGCAGGAGCAGGAGCGCACUCCACCAGCGAUGAAGAGGGCGAGGCCCUCUCCUCCUCCGCAAGCCCACGCUGCCGACGCGGAGGACCGGCUCAGCGCGCUAGACGACGUCACCCUCCACGCCAUCCUCACCCGUGUGCCGCUCCGUGACACCGCGACCACGACCGCGCUCUCCCGCCGCUGGCCCCGCGUCUUCGCCACGCUCCCUCGCCUCCUCCUCCGCGCCGCCACCUUCAACCGCCGCGACUUCCCCAACGAGGGCGAUAAGGACUACAACGAGGACCCCAGGCGCUGGAUGUGCGCCCUCCGCCCCGUGUUCGAUGGCCGCGCCGCGCCGGUCGCCGCCUUCGAGAUCGUUUUCAAGUACAUGGGCCUCUACGAGGACUGGUUCCUCGGCGUCUUCCGCGAGCUAUGCGGGAGCGGCGGCCUCCUGGAUCUCAGCAUCACCAACACCAAGUACACCGAGUGCUACGACCUGCCCUCCCCUGUGUACUCCUGCAAGACGCUCACCUCGCUGGAUCUCUUCAACUGGCGGAUCCGGGUGCCCGGCAGAAUCACCGGCCUGCGCGCUCUGCGGUUGCUCCGGCUUCAAGGAGUGACCGCGACGGAUGACGACCUUCAUCGCAUCAUCUCGCGGUGCAGCGCCAUGGAGCAUUUGGAGAUCUUUAACAUCCACAAGGCACGGAACAUCGUCAUACGCGCGCCAUGCCUUAAAAAGCUGCUGAUAUAUUCGUACUGCCCGCUCUGUGUCUCGGGCUCCUCGGUGAAGAAGGCGCCGUGGCUGGACAAGGUGAGGUUGGGCUUCUCCUACAGCUACCCUGAGGCCUUCUGGAGGCUCUGGGACACCAUGGACUCCCAUGAAGACUACUCGGAUUCUGAGAUCGAGGAGAUGCUUGAUUACGAGAAGAUGGCGAAGAGGGAGCACAGGAAGACGGAAGAGAUUAGGAAUAUGGUGAUGUCUCUGUGGUCUCAGUUCCGCCAAGAAUCUUUACUUGUCACCUGAU
Panicum virgatum (switchgrass) is the source of this 1012-nucleotide messenger RNA. Its product is annotated as putative FBD-associated F-box protein At5g44940. NCBI's taxonomy places the organism in Eukaryota, Viridiplantae, Streptophyta, Magnoliopsida, Poales, Poaceae. Bases 1 to 1011 code for a protein of 336 amino acids. The transcript is spliced from 4 exons. The record is from RefSeq and is a predicted model, not a curated record.